This is a messenger RNA of Triticum dicoccoides, 954 nucleotides long. Its product is annotated as vegetative cell wall protein gp1-like. The transcript is spliced from 6 exons. The coding region runs from base 1 to 831 and encodes 276 amino acids. The record is from RefSeq and is a predicted model, not a curated record. NCBI's taxonomy places the organism in Eukaryota, Viridiplantae, Streptophyta, Magnoliopsida, Poales, Poaceae.
AUGGCGGCGAUUGACAUUUUUACAAAAACCCCCUCUGCGAAUUCCCGACACAACCCGCGGUCCCUGGUCGUCUCCCUCGCAGCCUCACUCGUCUCCCCUGUGCGUCGGAGCCCUCCCUCUCGGCUCCCCCCGCGCUGGAGCUCCCCUGCUCGGCUCCCCUGCGCGUCGCCGGAGCUGCCUCGCCCCACACCUCCACCGCGUUGCUUCCCUCUCCUUGUUCCCUUGCUCGUUCCCCAUGGUGAACCACGGGAAGGAGAAGGCUCGAUUUUUUUUCUCGAUCUGCUCUCCGACGGCGGCGGCCGGCCUUCCCCGAGCUUGGCCAGCAGGAGCUGUCCCUUCCCGUUGUCGAUCUGCUCUCCGCGACGCCUCCUGCCUUCCCGGACCAUCCCCUCUCACUCAGCCGCGACUCCCUCCCUGGAGCAGCCGUUCCCGCCCAACCCAAAGCCGCCGGUCGGAGCUACGCCGCAGCACGCUCCCUCCCCCCUCUUCUUGGGGACCGGAUUGUGGCCGAGGAGGAGCUUGUCCUUGUCGCCCAGCAGCUCCCGCUCCAACGGGCUCGUCCACAAGUCCGGCAGCACCAGCCGCUCUUCCCUCUUCCGGUCUAGCCCAUCGACGACGACGGCUCCUCCUCAUGCUCAUCGGACUCGUGCACAAGUGCUCUGCAAGUCUGCAUUGGCAGAUACAGUUUUUCUUGGUGGGCGUGGUUUUGGAACAGCCAUGUCUUCUCUAAUUUUGACAGUGCUUGAGUUUAGAGUAUGGUUAUACUUUUGCUUAGGGAAAUACUUUGGCAUGGAGUACAUUGUGGCUCUGAAAUCAUUUCUGAAGCAGUGAGAUCUGAAGUUUAUGCUAGAAUUGAAGUGUUUGUUUCCUAACUAUAGGUAGCAGUACUCUGAUGGAGUACCUUCUUCAGAGUGCAAAUAGCACCAGCAGCAGCAGUCACGGCGGGAGUCAACA